Messenger RNA from Sipha flava (yellow sugarcane aphid), 958 nucleotides. It is a transcript of the gene RhoGDI, whose product is annotated as rho GDP-dissociation inhibitor 1. The record is from RefSeq and is a predicted model, not a curated record. Gene Ontology annotation, cellular component: cytoplasm; cytosol; membrane. The transcript is spliced from 5 exons. Lineage: Eukaryota; Metazoa; Arthropoda; Insecta; Hemiptera; Aphididae. Gene Ontology annotation, biological process: Rho protein signal transduction. Bases 238 to 861 code for a protein of 207 amino acids. Gene Ontology annotation, molecular function: protein binding; Rho GDP-dissociation inhibitor activity.
ACAUUAUUAUUACCGAACAUAUUGUAGUAGUGGUGCCUAUUUAGAAUUUAGUGAAAAAAAAAAAAAAUAUAUAUAUAUAUAUAUUUCCUCGUUGCCAAAAUCUAAAGUUAUUGUCGUACGUUUUUAUUUCAUUUUCCAACAAACAAUUGUUCGACGUCGUGCGUUCGUUCUGCUAGACGUAUUAAAAGCGUUCAAUUAGUAUUCGCAUAACGUAACACGUAUUCAUACUGUUCAGAGAUGUCCGACGGAGAUGUGGUUAAAGAUGGCGUUGACAAAUUGGCGAUACAUGAUGAUGAUGAUAUCGAUUCCAACUACAAACCGCCGCCGGAAAAGUCCAUCGAAGAACUGUUGAACGCCGACAAAGAAGAUGCAAGUCUGCAAAAAUAUAAGGAAAAGUUACUGGGCGAUGCCAACAGCGGAAAAAUCAUUUUUGAUCAAAAUAAUCCCAAUAAAGUUAUUGUUAAGAAAUUAGCACUAUGUGUUGCUGAUAGACCAGAUAUGGAACUGGAUUUGUCGGGAGAUUUAACAAAUUUGAAAAAACAGGUGUUCAUUAUUAAAGAAGGAAUUUCUUAUAAAAUUAGAAUAGAUUUCAUUGUUCAACGGGAAAUAGUACAUGGUCUCAAAUAUGUUCAAAAGACUUAUCGCCUUGGUGUACCAGUGGAUAAAAUGUCCCAUAUGGUUGGAUCAUACCCGCCUAAGAUGGAAAUUCAGAGUUACACUACACCAUCUGAAGAUGCUCCUAGUGGCAUGAUGGCCCGUGGCUCAUACACGGUUCAUUCUUUGUUUACAGAUGAUGAUAAGAAUGAACAUUUGAAGUGGGAAUGGGUGUUCGAGAUAAAAAAAGACUGGAAGGACAAUUAACUUACAGGGAAUUUCAUGUAUCUAUCAGUUAUAAAUUUGUAACGACAAAAUUUCAUUAACAUAUAUGGUAUAAGUUUAAUAAGUUUUAUUAUUUUCA